This is a messenger RNA of Komagataella phaffii GS115, 1191 nucleotides long. RefSeq names its product Biotin synthase, catalyzes the conversion of dethiobiotin to biotin. The coding region runs from base 1 to 1191 and encodes 396 amino acids. Gene Ontology annotation, molecular function: 2 iron, 2 sulfur cluster binding; biotin synthase activity. The record is from RefSeq and is a predicted model, not a curated record. Lineage: Eukaryota; Fungi; Ascomycota; Pichiomycetes; Pichiales; Pichiaceae. Gene Ontology annotation, biological process: biotin biosynthetic process. Gene Ontology annotation, cellular component: mitochondrion. The transcript has a single exon.
AUGAACAGACAGUCGUUGAUGGCAGGCAGGAGACUCUUCUCCAAAGUCAGAGUGGUCAGAAAACCAUCCACGUUGGCCAACGAGUUGGGGUCUUUGUACGAGCAUAACCAACCAAUUUUUGAGCCUCCAUCCCCUGAAAAAAAGGUGUCCGCUUUAGACUAUGCAUUUUCUUUGAAAUCUCCGGUUUCAACUUGGACUAAAGAACAGCUUAGAGAGAUUUACAACACUCCUCUGAUGGAACUUGUUCACCGUGCUCAGAUAUAUCAUCGCAAUUUUCACAAUCCUUCGGAAGUUCAAAUUUGCAACUUGGUGAAUAUCAAGUCGGGAGGUUGUACUGAGGACUGCAAGUACUGUUCCCAAUCGGUGAACAAUGACACCAACUUGAAAGCUGAAAAGCUUAUGACCGUGGAUGAGGUUGUUGAGCAGGCUAAGAUUGCCAAAUCCAACGGCGCAACAAGAGUCUGUUUAGGAGCAGCAUACAGAACUGUUAGCACCAGAAAGAGAGCGUUAGAAAGAAUCACCACAAUGGUGAAGGAAGUCAACAAGCUCGGCCUGGAAAGUUGUGUCACACUCGGAAUGAUUGAAGAAGAACAUGCUAGAAAGCUUAAGGACGCAGGAUUGACCGCAUACAACCACAACAUCGACACCUCAAGAGAACACUAUCCUAACAUCAUUACUACGAGAACUUAUGAUGAUAGACUGAAGACGAUUGACAACGUCCAGAAGGCCGGAAUCAGUGCUUGUACCGGUGGAAUUCUAGGUCUUGGAGAGACAGUGGAAGACCACAUUGGAUUUCUGUACACCCUGUGUACCAUGAAACAGCACCCUGAAUCACUGCCGAUCAACAGAUUGGUUCCAAUUAAAGGAACUCCCAUCGCAGACGAGUUGGCCCGUGACAACUCUAAGAAGCUUAAAUUCGAGUCAAUGUUGAGAACCAUUGCCACUGCCAGAAUGGUGAUGCCAACCAGUAUUAUCAGAUUGGCAGCUGGUAGAUACACUAUGAAAGAGACAGAGCAAUUCUUAUGCUUUAUGGCUGGAUGCAAUGCAAUCUUUAGCGGAAAGAAGAUGUUGACUACUAUGUGCAAUGGGUUUGAUGAGGAUAAAGAACUUUUAGCCAAAUGGGGUAUGAAACCGAUGCAGAGUUUCGCUAGUAAACGUCCUUCGUCAAUCGUGGAAACUUGCCAUAUAUGA